Messenger RNA from Archocentrus centrarchus (flier cichlid), 4626 nucleotides. RefSeq names its product RNA binding motif protein 14b (gene rbm14b). Gene Ontology annotation, molecular function: zinc ion binding; mRNA binding. Lineage: Eukaryota; Metazoa; Chordata; Actinopteri; Cichliformes; Cichlidae. Bases 144 to 1868 code for a protein of 574 amino acids. The transcript is spliced from 4 exons. Gene Ontology annotation, cellular component: nucleus. The record is from RefSeq and is a predicted model, not a curated record.
UUCUUUUGUGAGGAUUCAGCAUCCUCCCGGUGCAGCAGCAGCAGCAGCAGCAGCCCUCCCCCUCUGCAGCCUCUCCAGCAGUAUGCCCGACGUUCAAACGGAAGCAGGCGCUACCAUUUUGAAAUACAGCACCGCUUAGCGCCAUGGACAAGAGCCACACAGUGAAGCUCUUCGUGGGCAACCUGGCAUUAGACACCACACAGGAAGAACUGUCGGCCAUCUUCGAACCUUACGGCCAGGUGGUCAGCUGCAGCGUGCUGCGGCAGUUUGCCUUUGUGCAUCUGCAGGGUGAGGGUGCUGCGGAGCGAGCCAUCCGGGAGCUCAAUGGGCGGGAGUUUCGCGGCCGGAAUUUGGUGGUCGAGGAGUCGAGGGGGAGGCCGCUGCACUCCACCAAGGUGUUCGUGGGUAAUCUGAGUGGGAUGUGCACCACUGAGGACCUCCAGCAGCUGUUCCAGACAUUCGGGAAAGUUCUCGAAUGCGACAAAGUCAAAGGCUAUGCUUUUGUUCACAUGGAAAACAAGGAAGAUGCACUACAGGCCAUCGAAGCCCUGCACGGCACCUCCUUCAAGGGCCGCCCCCUGUCCGUAGAGCUGUCAAAGGUCCAGCCCAGCAAGCAGGCACCGACAGGGAAAAUCCCGUGUGUUAACUGUGGGAAGCAGGGCCACUAUGCUGGAGAAUGCCCCGUGGGGAAACCUUCUCUGGAGCAGUACCAGAGUCAGGCAGCGGUCCUGGCUGCUGCUGCUGCUGCAGCCGCCGGCCUACCGCUACAGGUCCAACAAAGCGUGCACAAUUCAGUCUACAACACCUCCACCUUUGAUCCCACAUACGCUGCUCUCACAGGAAUUACGACGGGGACACGCACUGAUGGGAAUCCAGUAAAUCCAGCUGUUUAUGGUGCCCUUGCCAGCCAAGUGUAUGGUGCCAAUGUUGCCAGUCAGCUUUAUGGAACAGUGGCGAAUCAGGCUGCUCUUACAUCAGGCGCCACACAGGUAUACAGCGCUAUGGCACCUAAUAUUUAUGGUCAGGUGGCUGCAUCUCCAGCCGCAGCUGCAGCCGCCGCCGCCGCUGCUGCUUACACGACUCCGGUUUACACCCCAACUGUGGCCAACCCCCCCGUCUAUCUGGCUGCUGCUCAUGGGAUCGAAAUGCCAACAGCAGCGGCUGCGGUUAAUCCUGCUUACACUGUAGCGCCUGCGAUUUACGGCGCUGCCACACCAGCCUACGCUCAGUUAAGCGCCAUGGGGGCAGCGGACCCAGCUACAGCCAUCUUUGAGGCUGCCAGGCAGGCACAUUACUUUGCCCAGGGCCAGCAGGUUGUGGCAGAGCAGCAGUCGGCGGCUGCCGCCACAGCAGCAGCUGUGGCAAAGUCCGGAGAGAGGGAUCGUAGUCCACUAAGGAGGUCGGCACCUCUGCUACCAGACCCCGUGAUGAAGCCAUUUAUAUACCAGAGGGCCAAGCCGCGCCGACCCCUGCUCCCCACGCCAGCUGGUCGAGCAGCUGAAGAGGCGGUGGAGGCUGCAGAGGACCCCAUGGCCAGGUACUAUGCGGAGUACUACCAGCAGCUACAGCAGUACCCCCAGUUCCAGUAUGCCUAUCCAUCACCGAGCACAGUGACAGCCAUCCCCGGCAUGCAUGGAGUGCAGGCCAUGCAAGCAGUCCCCGCAGUUCCAGCUGUACCGACGAUGUCCGCCCAGUCCGUCGCUACGCUGGACGCCCUCAGGCCAGUGGUCCCCACCGCUGCGGCAGUGGCAGCCGCCAUGGCUGCGCCCAGGGUGUAUGAGCCGCCGUUGCCGCCGCCCACGCGCAAGGAGGCCAUCCUCCGCCGCCCCGAACUCUCCCUUCACACGCCUGAGCCCCCCUUCCGAUAGUCGCACACAGCUCUCUGCCCGCCCCUCCCUCUUUGCCCUGAACCCACCCCUACCCCUCAACCUCUUCCACCCCAAACUUGACCACCUUACAGCAGCUGUAUGUAUGUGUGUGUGUAUGUUUGUGUGUGUGUGUGUGUGUGUGUGUGUGUCUGGGGACUCUUGAGUGUUUGGUAUUAAACUGGGGACUCCUUGGUUUAUUAACCUGCUUUAUGAGAAACCUGAUACGCCAGCCUUGGUUCAGUUCACAUGCACACAGUGCAGCCAUGAAAGGGAGGCUUUCAUCUGUUGUACGGGCAUUCUUUGCGCUUCUCAGUUUUACUUUUUUAUUGUGCCAGUCUCACACUUGUGCCAGUAUUAGGCUGACCCAGUCAGCCGUUUCAUAUGCCUUUAUUUCUGCAACCCAGUUAUGAUUUUCUAAGGCCAAACCUACGAUAGACAACAUCAGCCAUCCUCCUUAGGCCUAGAUGAUCGGUUAGGGCAGCUAAUUUGAAACCUUUUUUGCCUUAUGUUGAAGAGCUUCAAUUUGUAAUGUAAUCAGAUGGGAAGUCGGAUGGACACUUUGCGUGUAUUGGCUGCAUCGCGUCGUGUGCGGCCGAACCAAGGUUGAAGUGUUGUUUUUGGGGGGACGUUUUGUCUCGAAUGUGACGUGGCUGCGAAGCGUGUGAGCGAGUGAGAGGUGAGGGCUCUUGACCUUGCAGCGCACAAACACAGCAGCAAAAACUGCGCCUUGCCGAAAAACUAAAAAAAAAAAAAAAAAGAAAAUCAAAAAAAAAGUAAAGCACACAUAAACGUACUGUAACGUAUGUUUGGAUCUCCCCUUUGACCCUUUUUUUUUUUCCCUGAGUCCUUCCCCACCCACCCCCUUACUCUAACUACAGCGACGAAAGACACUGCUUCGCCUCUCUCGCUCUUUUUAACUACAGCUGCCUACCUCUUACAGCAAAUUUCAGUGUCUAAUCUUUCCUAUUCUGUUCUCUUCUAUUGUCAGCUGUUUCCGCUCCUUGUAAAGGUACAGGGUCAGUAGUUUAGAGAGGGAGGAGCCAGACGUUACUGACAGUGACUUUUUGUAGAUAUUCCUUGUUGAGUCCUUCAUGUUCAGAGGCCUUUUUUUAAUAGCGUAAAUGUUUUUUGUUGUUUUACUGUAGUUUACAUGUGAUGGAAGUCCGCCUGGGAAAGGGGGGGGGCAUGUGUUACUACUGAACGAGCUGUUUACAAAAGGAUCUUUUAAUUGCAUCCUAUUAGAAACCGUGACCGUAUGUGAGAAGCUCAAUCGUGUGCCUAUAAAGCCUUGAGUGAAGUGCAUUACGUGGAGGGAUCUCCCAUUUUAAGUGCUUUUGACAUUAUUUUUUAAUCAUUAACAGGUAACAGGAGCCCUCCAGAGCAUUAGUGUCCAGAAGGCUAGAGAGCAGUGAAGCUUUCUCUCGGACUCCUGCGUAAGAUUUGUUUUACAGUUCUUAACAACAACAACAAAAAGCCACAAACUGAGCCUCGCGGGUUCAUUAUUAGCUGCUGGUUGAAGCAGAAACAACAGUGAUAGCACCAAUGAAGUGAGAGGUGGGGCAGUGUCUUCCAAGUUGCUUGUUUAGUCGUCUGAAUACCAGACCUGCUUUAGAUUGUGAUUUUUUUAAAAAAAAGAACAUUUUUGUGUCUGUUUUAAUAUAUUUGUUAGAGCUUGUAAGUGCAGUUUGCAGCAUUAAAAAAAAACUGGACUUAUACCUCCUCAUGAGUGGCAAAUUCCACCCAUAGAGCUCUACAUUUAAUUAAAACGAUCACUUUCAAAGUAUUUUGCAACUGCCAUUCGACGGCGGUCUGCUGCACACACACCCUCUGAAAUCACUUUUACUGCCUCAUUGUCCCCCUCCUCUCUCCCCCUAUGGUUUUUUAGCAGUUAAGUGACUUUUGCAUCUCACAGUGUAAUCUCUCUCUGUGUCGUAUAUACAAACACAUACCAGUUGCAUCCUUUGUAGAACUUUGUGGUUUGCGAAAUGUCUUGUUUGCCAUGUUUGAGACCGUAUUUUUUAGAGAAGUAUUUUAAUUUUUGCCUUCUUUUUAAGAAAAGACAAAAAAACAAAAGUAAAAAAGAAAAAAAAAAUCAGCAUGCUUUUUAUUGAGAAUAUGUAUACUAUAAACCUUAUUAUAAUAAAGAAUGUUUGGCUGACUAAUGUGGUAAAAGAAAGCAAAGGGUUUGGACAUUUCCCCUUCUUCCUGUUUAUGUUAUUCUUCUCCACUAUCUGUUUCUCUUGUGUAAAAUGACCACCAGACCCAUUUGACUGGGGACCCAAGGGGGAGACAGGUGUAGAUGCUGGCCCAGCUUUGCUCUCUUUGGUCAGGGUAAGUGCGGGUUCGUGCUCCUUCCUCUCUCCAGCCUCUCAAAACUCAGUGCAAACCAGCUUGUAUCUUUAAGGGGUUUGCAUUUGACGAAAUGCAUUUUGGUAUUUAAUUCCGGCGAGAAACGCUCGCCGUGGUCCCCAAAAAUCGUUUUUUUUUUUUUUUUUCUUGCGGAAAUAUUUUUUGCACACUUUGAAAUUACAUUGAGAGCUGGGGAGAGGCACACAGAUAGAAUGGCCUGGGUGCAUUUUGAUCUGUGGAGCAGUCCUGUUCCUGGGGUUGAUGGGUGUGUGUCUGGUCUGGUCUGGUCUCUUCCCUGCUGCACCAAAUUCUCCCUCUUCGUGUGUCUCUAUGUCCACUCUACUCUCAGACCUGCAUGUGUGAUAACCUGUAACUCUGCCGCACAAGCAAAAAAAAAAAAAAAAAAAAA